AUUACGUACACACCGGAACACACAUACUAGUCGUCCGCAGGAAAUUAGUGUGAAAUGACGAAAGAAACCUACGAGGUAUCGAGCCCCCUGAAUGGGGGUCCACCCCGAAGAAGAUCCGACAAUUCCUUCUGGUUGUGCGCCUGCACCAUGCUGGUUGUGUUUUUGAUUUGUGUUAUAAUUUUGAUGUUUUCGUUCAAAUGGUGCGAGCUAGGGCUUUUUAGGAAGAGCGAAGAAAGUUCCUUUGAAAUGCUAGAGAGAAUCCAGUAUACAACAGAAACAACAAAAAUAUUGGAAUUUGGAAUCAUUAAGAAUAUAAGCACCGCCCGACCAGAAAUAAGCAGUUCUUCCAAAAGAGCAGAAAUUUCUGUCAAUUCUUCCACUGCUAAACCACCCGGUACUACCACAUCAAAAAAGUACGUCGCUUCCUUCUUAACCUACCUCAAAUAUCUGAAAUCGCUCCAAACUCCUAACAAACCUAUUGCUAACUCAAGGGAAAAAACGAUGAAAGAUUCAACUGAGGAGACGACCAGUGGAAAAAUAGACGGAUCUAUAGAAAAUUCAUAUAUGGAAAUUACGAGUACUCAAGAAUCGAACGAAGUAGAUUCUAUUUCAGGAGUAGAGAAUAGCGUAGGCUCUACGGCACAGGAAGGAGUAAAUUCGACCAAAAAAAUUGAAUUCCAGAGAUAUGAGGAAAAAGGAACUCUUGCAAGUAAUGGCACUACAAUGCCAAGAAAUCAAUCGGAUGAAGUGGGGGAAGAUUUUUCACUCACAACUAUAGGUGUAACCCAGGACCUCCAAACUCAAACAAUGACAAAUACUGUAUCGAAAAAUUCAACGUUGUCCUCAGCAGAUAUCUCAGUGGAUUCUCUUUCCAAACUGAAUGAACUUCUCGCGAAAGACAAAGAUGUGUGUAACAGCACAAAAUGCGAUCUUACAGCUGCUCGGAUCAUCCUUUCGAUGGAUAAUUCCAAACAGCCUUGCGAAAACUUUUACGAAUUUGCUUGCGGUGGAAUAUUGGGAAUCAAGAGGGAAGAAUUAGAUAUUUUCUCACCCAAAAUGCUCAACAGCGAAGAUAAUCCAGAAUUCUUGAACAAAUUCAAUACCUUUUACCGUUCCUGUGUGAAACAUGAAGAUAGAUUUAACUACCAACUCAGGAUCAAGAGAGCUAAAAAUUUAUUGCAUUCCAUCGGAUCAUUUCAUUUCGAUGGCCAAACCAACAAAACCUACAAUAUAACGGAAUUUGUAGCUAAUUUGAUACUGUUUAAAGCAAUGCCACUUUUCGAAGUUGAAAUUGAUAUAGAUCCUGAUGAUUCCAAGUAUAUUCUGAAGCUCAUGAUGCCAGACCAAACUUCUUUGAACUUCGAGCACUGGUCAUCGCUGGCAGAAUCCAAGAGAAAAUGUCUGAGGGAGACGAAGGAAAACGCUGUAGGUUCUCCCCUCAACAUGACCAUACUGUAUAGGUACUUCAGAAAUUGUCAAAUGAAUUAUAGUGAUUUUUUGGAUUCCAUUGACACUGCAGUGUUAGAACUAGGAUUCUUCUCUCAUCUAUCGGAAAAGGCAAUAUUCAAGCAGAUAAGGGAUAUAAGGGUAUUCAUAGAAUUCGAAAUAUUUUCGUUGUUUGAGGAAAUAGCACCACCUCCAAACCUUCAGGAGAUGGUAGUUCGAAGACAAUAUGAAAAUAUUAAGCUGAAACAGUUAGAAAAUGAAUUUCCUCUGAUAGAGUGGGAGAGAUUAUUCAGGAUUAUAAGUAACGAAAAUAUUACAAGCGAAACCGUCAUCCAAAUGUAUAAUAGACAAUACUUCGAAGAUGUCUUCCGAGGACUCUCAUCGUUGGAUAGAGGGAUGCUCAACAAUGCUUUUUUAGCAAUACUAGCCAACAGUCUUUUCGAGAAUACAGUGCUACCUUCGCACAAACACUCAAGAACUGACUAUUGUGACGAGAGGAGUGAAGAACUCAUGCCCGAUAUUAUAAACUAUCUUUACAAGAAAAUCAUUCCUCCAGAAGAACUCAAGGAGCAUAACAAAUAUAUCGAAGAACUCUACAACGAUCUCGCGAGUAGUUUCAACAAAUCUUUGGAAAACCUUGAUUGGUUGGACGACGCGUCCAAAAUGUCGAUAAGAAAAAAAUUGGACAGCAUUCAGCUUGCGAUGUUCCGCAAUGAUGACGUUGACAGUGAAAUAGUUUAUCUUGAGGAUGGAUACAAGGAUCUGGUGCUGAAAGACAGUGAUUAUCAAUACAAUUUUUUUAAUUUGAUGGAGUUCAGGAGGAAGAGGUUGUUUUCAUUGCAAGGGCAGAAAGUUACCAGUGAAAAUAUGUAUAGAUAUUUCGUAGAUGCUACCAAGGAAGAACCAGUUUUCUUUUAUGCCAAUGAUAUAGUAUGUAUACCUUAUGGUUUGGCGAAAAGAGCAACUAGAGAUCUUCCAAGAUACAUAGUUCUGGCUCAAGUGGGAUUCCCUUUGGCGAAAAUUAUAGGUCAUGCCUUUGACCCUGUAGGUAUUCAAUACAGGGCACAGCUUAGCGAAACAGCAAACCUGUCUUACUUGAAUUUCGCCGAGCAGACAAGGGACAUGAUUGUCCUCUCGAACCCGAUCAAAUUUGGAGGUCAAGAAUUUUCUUUUUCUCUGAAUAAUGCUUUGUCGGAGAGCGAAAGAGUGGCGGAAAAUACAGCGUUAAGGUUACUCACAGAUCUAUUCGAAACCUUCAAAAACGAUUCUUUAUUGCCAUGGAUCUCUUACAAAUUCAAGAAAGAAAAGAUAUUUUUCCUCACAAUGACUCAAGAAUUCUGCCGGGAUAUGGAUUUCACCGAAUUCAUGAUAGAAGCCUACGAAAGUCACAUCUUACCACCGCAAUUCAGAAUCGAGAACAUUCUGGGCAAUUCAGAAGAAUUCCUGAAGCAAUUCAACUGUCGACCAGGAUCGGCAAUGACUAGAUUUGAAGACAGAUUACAGUUUCCACAUUUGAUAGCCUUGUCCAAAGAAGAUUUGGAUUAUAUGAAUUGAUUUCGAACGAUAAGACAGUCAAUACUCAUUUUUAAUUCGAUAUCGAUAACUGAAAACACUAUUGAAAAGUUUUCUGAGUCUGCCUUUAGCAAUAUACAACUCAACCUUUUUUACAAGAUACUAAGAUCCAGAAAAAUAUCCUGAAUGGUGAAAUAUAGGAGUAAAUUUCGUAAUUUUCAGCUUGGCAAUUGUUUUCCAUUAAUAUAUUUGUAAUUUUUGUUAAUAUAGUGUCCUUAUAA
Molecule: messenger RNA, 3239 nt
Organism: Coccinella septempunctata (seven-spotted ladybird)
Lineage: Eukaryota; Metazoa; Arthropoda; Insecta; Coleoptera; Coccinellidae
Product: endothelin-converting enzyme homolog
Exons: 11
Coding region: 55-3000 (981 amino acids)
Biological process (GO): protein processing
Cellular component (GO): plasma membrane
Molecular function (GO): metalloendopeptidase activity
Source: RefSeq, a predicted model, not a curated record